This is a messenger RNA of Xenia sp. Carnegie-2017, 759 nucleotides long. RefSeq lists its product as uncharacterized. The coding region runs from base 240 to 716 and encodes 158 amino acids. The record is from RefSeq and is a predicted model, not a curated record. The transcript has 2 exons. NCBI's taxonomy places the organism in Eukaryota, Metazoa, Cnidaria, Anthozoa, Malacalcyonacea, Xeniidae.
CCUACAAAACAACGACCAAAUAAUCAUAUUAGGAGCUGACAAAGGACGCAUAACAGUUAUCAUAGACAGAUCAGAAUACAUAUAAUAUAUUAAUCCUAAAGCCUGUGACACACGACGUGGUCUCCGAGACUUUUGUUUCCGAGACAUGGUCUCCGAUACAAAACUUUCAGAAACUUAACAUGACAAACAAACUAAAUGUUUCUGAAACUUUGCGGAGUCAUUUUGUUUGUUUUUGAAAUAUGGCGGGAGACUACCUGACAGCUGCUACUUGUGCUGCCAUUGUUUUAUACAUAGCAAUUAAACAACGACGCAGAAGACAGAAAAAAAGAACUGUUUGGAUAAGAGAAUGGAUGAAAAAAAGACAGCAGUAUGGGGCAUGCCAGCAUUUAGUGAAAGAAUUGCGCUUGUCAUAUUCGAAUGGAUACAAAAAAUUUCUACGAAUGGAUCCGGAAUCGUUUGGUGUCCUAGAAAGCUUGAUUACGCCAUUAAUAACAAAAAAAGAUACAAACAUGAGACGUUCUAUUCCAGCAGGUGAACGUUUGGCAGUAACCCUACGUUUCUUAGCAACAGGUGAAUCGUACAGCAGCUUACAAUUCUUGUACAGGAUAGCUAGACAAACUAUGGGGCAAAUAAUCCCAGAAACAUGUGAUGCUUUAUCAGAAGUCCUCAAGGAUUACAUUAAGGUAAUUGUUUCCUCCAAAAAAUACAUAUAUUAACAUUAUCCUCGCUAAUUUAAUUGGCAAUGCAAAUACUUGUUGG